AUGGCGUCCCCGUUCUCGAUCCUUCCUCAAGAGACGCGCGACCACAUAUGGGACAUGUUGAGCAAGGAAGAAGAUCACACAAGUCUUCUUCAUACCAACUCCCAGCUAAGAUCCGACAUCCUUGACCGUCUGCCUCGCAGACGUGUUCGCUGCAACUGCCGCCUCGGAAAGACAGCCCCCUCUCCCGACGAGAAGCACGACUGCGAGCGUAUUGACAUCGACAAGCUGUGCGUCUUUGUCGACUCAGAGUUCAUAAGAGGCUCAGCUAUGAGGAUCCAGGCCACCUGGGCGGUGGACGAAGGACCUGAGAAACAAGGGAUUCGUCACAGAACGUCAAUGUGGUCGAUCAAGAACACACGCUCCGUCUUCGCCAAGGUCCUCAAACACUACAACCCCAAAGAGGUGGUUGUCUCCAUACAGGCUCCUCCAGGUGGAAACCACAGAGCCGCACUCCUCGUCUUGCUCGCAAAGGUCUGCGAUGCAGCCGAAGUUGUCGAUCGGCUGGGCGAUUACACGGGCUCAUUCGGCAUACAUUUUAGCGAGAUCAGAAAAGUCGAUGGUGAGCCAAGUACGCCUUUCUGGGAGCGCGAUAAAGUCUCGCUUUGGGCCGGGAACAAUCCAAAGCUGAUACGCUUCUACGACUGCAUCAUGUUUUCUCUGCUUUAUGGAACAUCGAGAGGCCCCUACGGUGCGAAGGUAACCUUCGAACAUCCGCCGAAGACGAGGGGCUUGCUCUUCAAGAACACCCCAAGAACACCUGGCCAAGAGGAAUUAGACUGGAGCAUCGUGGAGGGCAUCAUGUGUUUGGAGUAUAUAAAGACGGGUAUCAUCACCGUAAGUUCUGGGUAUCUUCCUCAGCCUGCAACGAAGAGACCCUGCGGCGAAAUCCUGACAUUCAGAUGGAACAAUUCAUGGACGAAUCCGUGGAGGGAAGAUCCGCGCAGAGCUGAGGAAGUUGAUCGCAUUUUGGACCAAUUGAACAACUUCUACAAUGCAUUGUUCGAGGAUCUUUACAAAUCGGGCAGCUGUCGCAGGUGUCCGACCGAAACUGGCCCUCCAGAGUUGAGGGGGCUGAGGAAGUACAUCACCUUGUCCAUGCCGGCGAGGGAGAGAUUCACGCAGCAUCCCAAGCCGGAGGCCGAUUGGUUUGCACCAUCUAUCAGUUUGCUAAAGUAUCAAUUUGUCUCUUGGGCUUUGGGUUGUUCCGAUAAAGCGUGCACAAAAUGCUACAUGACGUCAGGUAUUUCUCGUGAAGGGUUCAUGGACGACGCGACUUUACUCAAGACUGCUGGGCAUAGAGUUACAAAAUUGAAGAUCGGUCAUGCAUCUACUGUAUAG
Colletotrichum gloeosporioides is the source of this 1338-nucleotide messenger RNA. RefSeq lists its product as uncharacterized. The transcript has a single exon. The record is from RefSeq and is a predicted model, not a curated record. The coding region runs from base 1 to 1338 and encodes 445 amino acids. NCBI's taxonomy places the organism in Eukaryota, Fungi, Ascomycota, Sordariomycetes, Glomerellales, Glomerellaceae.